AUGGUAAAAAAUUCCAACCCAAGUAUAAGUGCAAUAACUACCUCGGACUUCCAUUCAACGGUUUCCAGAGUCUCGGCUUCUUUGUCUCUCGCUGACUCCCCAUACCCAUCAGAAAUGGUGAAGGACACGGUGGGCGAUCUCAACACUGACUCCUUCGUAAAGCUUCUCUCGAAGCUUAUCGGAGAAUCCGAAUACGUCCAGAACAACCCGCCGGACCUUAUACCUCAGGAAGACCGGAUUGUGAGGCAUGUCCUCGACGCACUUCUUCCCUACAGCACCCAAACCGGCGGCGGACCACUCAUAGUCAACCACGUCACUUACUUUCCCGGCAGAGGAAACGUCAUUGUUGAGUACCCCGGCACUGUGCCUGGGAAGAUCUUGUCCUUUGUUGGAAUGCACAUGGAUGUCGUCACGGCCAACCCUAACGAUUGGGAUUUUGAUCCUUUCACACUGAGCAUUGAUGGGGAUAAACUUCGUGGCCGUGGAACUACUGAUUGUUUAGGGCAUGUUGCACUUAUAACUGAACUCAUGAGAAGGCUAGGAGAGACCAAGCCAAAACUGAAGUCUACUGUGGUUGCUGUCUUCAUAGCCAAUGAAGAAAACUCGGCUAUUUCAGGGGUUGGUGUGGAUGCUCUGGUAAAAGAUGGAUUGCUGAAUAAGCUAAAGGAAGGUCCUCUGUAUUGGAUUGACACAGCAGAUAAACAACCCUGCAUUGGUACUGGGGGUAUGAUCCCAUGGAAACUUAGAGUGACUGGGAAGCUUUUUCAUAGCGGUCUACCACACAAGGCUAUAAAUCCAUUGGAGCUAGCCAUGGAUGCAGUUAAAGAAAUCCAGCUGCGUUUCUAUAGAGAUUUCCCUCCCCAUCCAAAGGAGCAAAUCUAUGGGUUUGCGACACCAUCAACCAUGAAGCCAACUCAAUGGCAUUAUCCAGGAGGCGGGAUCAAUCAAAUUCCAGCUGAGUGUACGAUUUCAGGAGAUGUCAGGUUAACUCCGUUUUACAAUGUGAUAGAUGUAAUGAAGAAGUUACAAGAAUAUGUAGACGACAUAAAUAACCACAUCGAGAGGCUAGAAUCACGGGGCCCAGUUUCGAAAUAUGUCCUACCAGAUGAAGACCUAAGGGGAAGCCUUACAAUAAGUUUUGAUGAGGCAAUGUCUGGAGUUGCUUGUGAUCUUAAAUCUCAUGGCUUCCAUGUACUAUCGAAGGCAACUGAGGAGGUGGUUGGGUAUGUGAAGCCUUACUCAAUCACUGGUAGUUUGCCGCUCAUUCGUGAACUGCAGGAUGAAGGCUUUGAUGUUCAAACCUCAGGCUAUGGUUUAAUGGCGACAUACCAUGCCAAGAAUGAAUACUGCCUUCUUUCUGAUAUGUGCCAAGGCUACCAAGUGUUUGUCAGCAUCAUUUCCCAGUUGGAAGAUUGACACUGCUGACUGCUAAAUCAUACCAGCAAACAUAAAAUAUGCAAAUGCUCACGUUUCUUCUCUAAUCCUCUCAGUAUUAAAGGGAUUGUAUAAGUUUUCAAAGCCAGUUACUUGUUUUACAUGCAGGGCUUACGUUUCUUGAUUUGAUAUUGACUGCCUUUAGUUUUGUUUUC
Messenger RNA from Vitis vinifera (wine grape), 1589 nucleotides. RefSeq names its product acetylornithine deacetylase. Lineage: Eukaryota; Viridiplantae; Streptophyta; Magnoliopsida; Vitales; Vitaceae. The record is from RefSeq and is a predicted model, not a curated record. Bases 1 to 1416 code for a protein of 471 amino acids. Gene Ontology annotation, molecular function: hydrolase activity. The transcript is spliced from 11 exons.